Molecule: messenger RNA, 948 nt
Organism: Eremothecium cymbalariae DBVPG#7215
Lineage: Eukaryota; Fungi; Ascomycota; Saccharomycetes; Saccharomycetales; Saccharomycetaceae
Gene: RPC34
Product: DNA-directed RNA polymerase III subunit C34
Exons: 1
Coding region: 1-948 (315 amino acids)
Biological process (GO): transcription by RNA polymerase III
Cellular component (GO): RNA polymerase III complex
Source: RefSeq, a predicted model, not a curated record
AUGAAUGGGCUACUAGAAAACGGUAUCAAACUUUCUGAUAUUGCUCAGGAGUUGCAUGGCAAGAUGAUUGCCCAAGAAGCGGGUAAGCUGUUCUCUCAACAGGAACUACAGUCCAUAAUCGGCUCUACUUCUUUAAGCAAUCUCAUGGCAUAUGUACAGGAGCUCUUGGAUAAGAAUCUUAUUCGACUUGUGAAGCAGAAUAACGAACUCAAGUUUCAGGCUGUUCAUGUUUCGGAAGCACAGAAGAAAUCCGGAAUGAGUUCUGAUGAGUCUCUAGUGUAUUCAUAUAUCGAAGCAAGCGGGAGAGAGGGUAUUUGGACCAAGACUAUUAAGGCUAAAACGAAUUUACAUCAGCACGUCGUUUUAAAAUGUCUAAAAUCUUUGGAAUCUCAGCGGUAUGUGAAGUCUGUGAAAAGUGUGAAGUACCCUACCAGAAAAAUCUACAUGUUAUACAAUCUACAGCCAUCUAUAGACGUCACAGGUGGCCCAUGGUUCACUGAUAGUGAGCUAGAUGUAGAAUUUAUUAACAGCUUGCUGACUAUUGUGUGGCGCCAUACAUCGGAACGUACAUACCCGAAUGGGUUCAAUAACUUUAAUGGCAGUCGAGGCAAAGAAUUGCUUUAUACACAUAAUGUUAAAAACUAUUCUACUACAGAUGAGAUUCUAGAAUUCAUCAGUGGCGCUCGGGUUUCCACUGUUGAUCUGUCUAAACCUGAUAUUCGUUCUCUAUGUGAAGUAUUGGUAUAUGAUGAUAAGUUAGAAAAGGUUGCAUUCGACUGUUAUCGCGUCACGCUUCAAAGCGUGCUACAAAUGGCACAACCAAUCAGUGAUCCUUUUAACUCUACCAAAGAUGACAACGAGGAUUUCUCUAUAUUUGACUAUUAUAACUCGAUUGCACCUUCCGCAGGCGAUAAAGAAGCCGUCUACAUUGACGAGUGGACCCUGUGA